Neltuma alba is the source of this 474-nucleotide messenger RNA. Its product is annotated as E3 ubiquitin-protein ligase RNF126-like. The coding region runs from base 1 to 474 and encodes 157 amino acids. The transcript has a single exon. The record is from RefSeq and is a predicted model, not a curated record. Gene Ontology annotation, cellular component: cytoplasm. Lineage: Eukaryota; Viridiplantae; Streptophyta; Magnoliopsida; Fabales; Fabaceae. Gene Ontology annotation, biological process: protein ubiquitination. Gene Ontology annotation, molecular function: ubiquitin protein ligase activity.
AUGUCUAGGCCAGAGGAUUUCAAGUCAUACUUCUGCGUUAAAUGUAAUAGAUCAGUGUUCAUUAAUCCUUCAACUAAGCGCUGUACUUUUUGUCAGAGUGAGGACAUCGGGCCUUGUAAAAUCAAGCGUACACCUGAAGAAACUUACAUUCAACAGUUGCGGGCUUUUGAAGCUUCCAAGAAGCCAGCUUCUCAGUCCUCCAUAGAUGAGAUGGAGAAGAUGAUGAUUACUGAGGAGUUGUUGGAAAAACAACCCGAAUGCCCAAUAUGUCGAGAGGAGUUUCAGCUGGAAACAAUGGUGAAAGCCAUGGGCUGUGGACACUUCUUCCAUGAACAUUGCAUUGCUUCAUGGUUAGGGAAUAAGAGAAAUGCUUGUCCUCUUUGUGAAGCCUCCUUACCUCAAGCCACUAACUUCUACCCAUUCGGCUUUGGUGGCGGCGGCGGCGGCUCCUCCUCUAGUUCUUCUAAGGCUUGA